UUGUUACUUUUUGUGUGGCAAGCAUUCAUGGUAAAAUGUCAAUUGACAUUGUUGUAAAACAGCUGCAAGGAACGCGUGUUGAUGUGGAGUCCGCCGCUCACACUAUUGUGACGCAGUUCAGGCAAUUAAAAAAGGACUCUAAUGACUAUGACGCUUUGAACGAAUCGGCCCUUCGGUAUGCUCUGCACAUAAUACGGGAAGUUUGUUGUGCACUGCGAAAGAAUUGCCAAGAAAAUGCGCAAGUAUAUUAUAAAAUUGCAGCUGUCUUGAUGCCGCAUGUGCUGCCCCAGGCCGUCAAGCCAAAGAUCUGGGGCGCUCACUUGACUAGUAUGCGGUAUAUGCAUCAUGCAUUUUGCACAGAGACAACUAUUGAUGUAUGCCAGAAAUUCUAUGCGCUGAUUACCCAGACGCCUUGCCAGCUGCAAAAUCCAACAGACUAUAAAUUAUAUAUGUCGAUACACAUGAAGCAUCUCAGCUACAGUCGACAUCUGAGACUUACAGAGCAGGCAGGGAAAGCGCUGCUCGCAUUAGGUGCGCUCUUUGAAGCCAUGUCUGUUCAUCAGGACAGCUGUUAUAGCCAUCUUUGGGACGAGCUUAACCAGAACUUGCUGGGUAAGAACAUCAGCACCUUGGAAGCUUUGCCAAUGCAGUCAUCUAAAAUGUGGCGUGCACUCUCCAAGCUGAUCAUCAGCGGCAAAGUCGCCUGCACAACCACCGAACAACACGAGUGGCUAAGCGCCGCACUCAGUUUUCUCAAACUGGACUGUUUGCAAACGGAUCAGCUGGGAUUGGCAACGCUGCUUCUACGCUGUAUGCGCGAUAAAAUUGCAGAGCCACGCGCUCAUAACUAUAUGCUGCAACUGAACUAUUAUUAUCUCAAGCAAGUCUAUGCCCCAACCCCAGAGCAUUAUGUGGACCUAAGCAGGAAAUUUUGUGAAAGCUACGCGCAAUCGCAACAGCUUGAACAACAGUUCCAAAUCGAUUUACUCUUUUACAUGGUGCGCAUGCAAAAGUUAAUCGCAAGCAAAUCAACGAUAAGCAAACGGUUCUGGCCGGAGAUGACAGUUGACGCAUAUGCCGCGCACUUUCAACUGCUGGAGUGUCUCAUUAACCAGAUGGCAAGCCUUGGGAAUGCCAGCACCAGCGUCUUGGCCAGCGACUGCGUGAACAGUGCAUCCUGCCAUAACGAACUCAAACACUGCGUCUUUAGCAUGGGCAUCGCAGCGUUGGCAGCCUACAGCCAAUGUCCGCCCAUGGAGCAGUCCAAACUAUGUCAGGCGGCACAACUUUGCCUGGCACGCAUUAUCAAGGACUGCGUGAAAGUGGCCGACACUCUCAAUUGCCUUACCUCCAAGAGUCCUGAGAUGGGCGUCUUUAUAUAUCAUCUAAGCAAUGUAGCCGACAAAGUGGAGACCACUACACAGUUAAGGCUGCUGGAGCAGCUACUUCAAUCAAUGAGCAAGUUGCGGGCGAGUGCGUUACUUGGCCCAUUAGAAUGGCAGCACCUGCUGCGUCGUAUAUACAAAGCAAGCUCCAAUUGUGUUAACAAUUUGGAGCUCUCUGUACAAAUUUUUAGCAGCUAUAUAUCUAGCAUUACCUGUCCCAGACGACGCUAUCAACAGUUGUGCAUCUAUUACCGCGGCGGCACCGAGGAGCGGCAGCGCUCUGUUAGCGAAGAAUUGCAACGUAGUCCGCUAUGCUGGGAGACACUGCCGCGAGAGCUUUACAAUAUGGACCUGUCGUUAGUGUUGGCUCUUAAUAAGACGCCUCAAUUGCUGCGCUCGCUACUGCGUUGUCGCCAGGAUGACUAUCAGCUGGUGUUGUUGAUGCGUCACAUGCGUACGGAUGCGGAGGUGUUGACGAAGUUGGAGGAGUUGCAUCAGCGUUUGAAACAGGCAAAUUCCUUAAGCCGCUUAGAGCAACUGCUAUUGGGACACAUGUGCGUUGCCAAGUUGCUCGGCCUUAGCGAUGCCCCCAAGCCAAAGAUACCCAUCAAAGACUUGACGGAGCGUUGCCUAGAGGAGGUGUUGGUCAAGCAUGAACUGCUUCAUUUGAAUAUUGCACACGAGCUGCCGGUGUUGCAAUUUGCCACUGAGGCUAUUGACGCCUUCAAAGCUUUCUACACACAGGCGGAUUCUGAGCCAUUGAGUAGUGAUGUCCUGCUGCUGGACUGGCAAGCGUUAAUCGAUGAUGCCAUAGUAGCCGCCAUUGCCUUGACCAACAUGGGCUACACUAUACAAGCAGACAACGCCUGGCUGCUGUUGCUGCAAAUAGGACGACAGCUUGGCGAUAGAUUCACCUACCUGCGUGCUCUCAAUCACUUUCUGGAACGGGGACCACAGCUUGUGCUUGAUUUGGAGGAAGAACUCGCACAUGCUUUGCCACUACUGGACGAUCUCUGGCCACAGUUGCAAGAGACUCACUUUACAGCACGCCAUCACACCAUAGUGCUGCUCUGCUUCUGCCAUUUGGCCAGCUACUAUCACAGCAUCCAUUGUCACAAUCAUGCAGAGCUGCUACUGAGACAAGCGCAGCUGUUGCGCGAGCAGUUUGAGGAGCGACACGACAAAUGCGACAUAAUACAGCUUACGCUGCAGAUGCUGCGCUUUCGUUUUAGCUAUCAGGAUAUACCAGCUGACAACGAUGAAGUCGCUUUAUCGGCGCUUCAUCACCUGGACAGCCUAGCGGAAAGUGUACGCAACUAUUGCAACAUCUCGUCCCUGGAUCAGAGCACAGUAUUAACGCUGCUUUGUCAGCUGGAGCGGAACAGUACCGAAUGCACCGCGAAUCGAUUAAGCGAGCGUCCGACUUUAUCGCAGAGCUUGUUACAAGUGCUGCUACAGAGCGGUUUGGUAAUGCGUAUAGUGGAGCUACUCACCUGCUGGCUAUUAACUAACUUACGUAUGGAACAACUGGACAAGGCACACUCCAAGCGGCGGCUUAUCGAGCAUUUUCUCUGCAUUAAACCGCUAUCCCAAUCGGCAAUUACUGCUGUGCAAUGCAAGCAGCACGAUCAACUGGGAGCCUUAGCGAGUCAGCUUUCGCUGCUGCAGCUGGACCAGGGCGUGACCAGCGUGCAGCCCAUGCGCAGGCAGCUUCAAUUGGAUCUUACGGAUACCGUCGCAGAUGCACUGCCCCUAACAGAUUCACGCCAGGAUCAGCUACACCAGCAGCGUCUUCAGCUUUAUAUGCAGAUGGAUGUGGCGCCACCAGUGCUGCGUACCAAUAAGCAGCUGCAGUGCAUCUACUUUGUCAUUGGUUGCUUGCAUGCGCGGCUCAAUUUCCUAAAUGACGAGCACGGGCAUUUAGAUGAGUUCUAUGCGCUGACCCAUGCCUGGCUAAUGGAGGAUACAAACCGACGUCAGCUUCUAUGUGCGCGAAUGCAGGUCAUGCAAAAUGUGUACGAGGCUAACUAUUGGCGUGCUAGAGAGAAUCAUAGUCAAGCCAUUAAACUAUUGCAGUCGGCAAUCAACCAGCAGUCGUUCCUGGAUGUCAACUAUCGAUACAAUUUGUUGCUACAGCUUCGCACUGAAUACAGGGCACAAGCGUUAAGCAAGGCCAAGGUCAAAAACAACAACAAGCUAAAAAAUGUUCAUAACGAUAGCGAACGUGAAUUUCAACGACGAGCGCUCACGUUUAAUACUUCACCAGAGAUGAAGUUGAAUGCUGAUACAAAAAGUAGCCGCACGGCAGUUAAAUUCGAGAUAUACAGCGAGGCAGAGGGCCCACUCGAUGAUCAAGCGACACGACCUCUAAGCGGCAGCAAAAAUUCCAGUGAGGAACAGCAGCACGAUUUAAAUGCCUGCCAACCCAUCGAGAUUAUUGACCUGAGCGCUUAUGAGCUCCCAACACGUGUCACCAAGCCAUGCAAAAAAGCAGCUGCAGAUAAGCAAAGCGAGUCUGAGCCUGAGCUUCAACGACGCGGGCGCAAGCUUAAUACGUCGCCGAAGAAGAAGUCGCUGGCUGGUAAAGCAAGCAAUCGCAAGCCAGUAAAAUUCGACAUAUACACUGAAGUAGAGGAUCAACUAGAGAAUCAAUUGACGCGGCCUUUGAGGAGCAGUGAAAAUUCCCCAGCCAGUGAAGGACAGCAGCGCGAUUUAAAUGCUUGCCAGCUUAUUGAGAUAAUUGACUUGAGCCUCUCUGAGACGCAAACGCAGUCAGAUACGGUAAAAACCCCACGGCGUCCCACAAGAGUACGCAAACAAGGGGAGCAAGUUAAGCAAAGCGAGAGCGGUUCUACCCGCAUCACACGUGGUCGAGUGCGACGCAAAGAGGCAGAUGAGUCUCAGGAGCCCACACUGCAUAACAGGCGACGUUGAAAAACCCGAUUGUUUGCAAUUUGACGUAAAUUAUA
Messenger RNA from Drosophila busckii, 4354 nucleotides. RefSeq names its product protein three rows. Lineage: Eukaryota; Metazoa; Arthropoda; Insecta; Diptera; Drosophilidae. The record is from RefSeq and is a predicted model, not a curated record. The coding region runs from base 36 to 4319 and encodes 1427 amino acids. The transcript has 5 exons.